Sceloporus undulatus (fence lizard) is the source of this 4560-nucleotide messenger RNA. It is a transcript of the gene SLC30A10, whose product is annotated as solute carrier family 30 member 10. Lineage: Eukaryota; Metazoa; Chordata; Lepidosauria; Squamata; Phrynosomatidae. The record is from RefSeq and is a predicted model, not a curated record. The transcript is spliced from 4 exons. Gene Ontology annotation, biological process: zinc ion transmembrane transport; manganese ion transport; intracellular zinc ion homeostasis. Gene Ontology annotation, molecular function: zinc ion transmembrane transporter activity. Gene Ontology annotation, cellular component: membrane. Bases 1 to 1395 code for a protein of 464 amino acids.
AUGGGCCGCUUCUCGGGCCAGACCUGCCGGCUGCUCUCGCUGCUGGCGCUGACGGGGCUGUUCUUCGUGGCGGAGCUGGUGUCUGGCUACCUGGGCAACUCGCUGGCCCUCAUCUCGGACGCCUUCAGCAUGCUCUCGGACCUGGUGGCGCUGGCGGUGGGCUUGGCCACGGGGAGGGCCUGGGCCCGGCUCCGACAGCGCCGCCGCUCCCGCCCCGGGGCCGCCGGGCCCUCCUCCUCCUCGUCCUCGGGGUCCUCCUUCGCCUCGGGGCGCGGGGAGGUGCUGGGGGCUUUGGGCAACGCGGUCUUCCUGGCCGCCCUCUACUUCACUAUCCUGGUGGAGGCCCUGCAGCGCCUGGCCCAGCCCCAGGGCAUCCGCGACGCCUUCCUGGUGCUGGUGGUGGGCGCCCUGGGCCUCGCCGUCAACCUCCUGGCCCUCCUCCUCUUCCAGGACUUCUCCCGCUGCUGCCCCCGGCCUCCCUCCCAGCCUCAGGGCAAGGCCCUGGCCACAGACCCCGAAGCAGCCCCUGAGCAGCCCAGCCAGGAGGAGGCAGGUGCCGACGGCAGCGUUUCUUCUUUGAAUGCAGGUGACUCCCUAAGUACCCAGAAACAGUCUCAAGAGGAGGUGGUACAGAAGAAAGAGAAAAAGUCUGAAGCCCUGAACAUCAGAGGUGUUCUUCUGCAUGUGAUGGGAGAUGCACUUGGUUCAGUUAUUGUUGUAAUUGCCGCUUCAAUAUUCUAUGCGCUCCCUCUGGAGGAAGGUGCCCCCUGUAACUGGGAGUGCUACAUCGAUCCAAGUCUGACAAUCAUUAUGGUGUUCAUCAUACUGUCUUCAGCCGUCCCACUUAUCAAGGAGACAUCAACCAUUUUGCUGCAGAUGGUUCCCAAGAGCGUUAAUAUGCAAAUCCUGACAAACAAACUAUUAGAAGUGCCAGGGGUUAGCAGCAUUCAUGAGGUGCAUGUUUGGGAGCUUGUCAAGGGGAAGAACAUUGCCACGCUCCACAUCAAGUGUCACUCUACAUCUGAUUAUGAAGAGGCUUCUUACAAAAUGAGAGAGGUGUUCCAUGAAGCAGGGGUCCAUUCUGUGACCAUCCAGCCAGAGUACCUUGAUCAGAAGAGUCCAGAGAUCCUGUGCAGCGCCCCGUGUAUCUCCAAAGCUUGCGACCCUCACUUGUGCUGUAGCCAGCAGGAAACCUUCCUUGCUCAGGUGAAUGGCUACAAUGGAAAAGGCGGCCUGUCUCCAACUCUGCAGAAAUCCUUCCAGAAGAAGGAUGCCGGAGAAAUUCCUGAUGAACCUACAUGGGCUGAAGAUGCGGUCAUAAAGAACAGUUCCCCAAAGAAUGGUUACAAAGAAGCAAGCAUUCCCAAGCCUAAAAAAAGUAGUACACGAUUUUAGAUAAUUUAGUAUAUGUUUUGUAACUUCUCUUGUCUAAGGUGCAAAGCCUUCCCUGGGCAUAGCUUCCCUUAGCUAACAGGCACACAGCUGCUGGAAAGUAUUUGCCAUGGUCCUGGGAUGAGACAUUUGACAUCUUGGUACCAGACUGGUACACAUGGACAAAGGAUGCAACUGAAGGGGGUAUUGCUUGUAUUGAAAGAGCCAGCUGUGCAUGUAGAAAGCCCUCCAACUCAAGUUGGGCAAGUAAUGAAUUUCUUCGCUAUCUACUCAAUAGUCCCCAUCCUCAGAAGGUGGGUAGGCACCCCAUCCCCCAAGUGAAGACUGUGCCUUCCACUUAAACAGCAUGCUCUUUGGGUGCAAGCACUUCCCUUUAAGUAUAUUUGCCUUCACCAAAUAUACUCAGUGCAAUUUUUACACUGUUUUGACCUAAGUGCAGCUCUUUCUGGGGAAAAUAUGUCCAUGUCUGUUUCUCUCAAGGGUAAAUACUUUGUGGCCAAACAUGCUUGAAUUUCUCUCUAGUCUUACUGAACUGGGAUGCAAAUUGUUAGCCUUUUAGUACUGUGUGAUUUUACUGGGUUUGAGGUGCUUUAUUAUGACAGAAUGAAAGAGGACAGAAGUUUCACUGAUCCUUUUUAAAAAACAUACCUAGAUUUACUCAAAAUCAGAAGUGGAUGGCUGGGGAGAGGGACAGGCCCCCAUGGGUUCAUAGAGAUAUUUAAUGUUCCUAACAGGAAUGUGGGAUGCAAAACUCAUGGAAAGCAGGAUUUGGGAGCCUGAAAGACAACCUACAAGAUGGCAGAUGCAGAAUCACUUGCAUGGUGGCUUUCACUGCAUUUGAAUUGAAUGUAGUGAAGUCAGUCAUUUAGAGUGCCUUUGGAGCCAAUAAACACAGCUCUUUUGCACUGCUAGUCUGAAAAACCGAGAAUUUUAGUAUAGGAGUAUAAAUGACAAUUACAUAAUUUAUUCACUUACUGAAUUUAUUCACUCACCAUACUAUAUGUUCCCCCUGUUGCAGUAAUAGGAACCUGAAAUUAUAAGAUGCUGUAAACAUCUUGAAUAUAAUUUGUUAUGUGAGUUAAGCAUUCAUGUGAAUAAUUAAAGAUAAAUGUAUGUUAUAUUAAUAAAAGAAACUGCAAUCUGCAGUACCCUUGCACCUGUACAUUAUUGGACUUCUAAGUAAAUUUGCACUGGGAGGUGUUGCACAUAUACCUAAGCCAUGAGCAGUUAAUUCUCCCUCCCAUAUCCUUUUACAUAUGGUGCUAUUCAUUGUUGUAUUUAUUCAAAUAAUGACACUUUGUUCGAGUUGUUUCUAGGACUUAUUUUUAACCAGUUUCUUCUUAGAAUUCAUUCAGAAAGGUUCUUUACAGUCUGACACCUCCUUCUAAACAUCUUUACUGAGCUAUAUCCCACUGAUUGCUUACUUUAAAGAAUUCUCCUUUGCUUUAUUGAAUGAGGAUUCCAUACAAUAUAAUGAGUAUCUUGAGAAUCCACCGUUGUUUGGAAAAUCGCCUAAGGUUUAUAGGUUGUAUCACCACUGAAAAUGAGAAGGUUUAGUUCCAUUGAAAGCCAGAGUGAGAGGUAUGCAGAACUUUGGAAAAAUGAUUGCCCAUGGUAUGUAGGGGAUUCUGGGAAGUGUAUCCUAAAAGGGCAAAUUAUGUCAGCAAUGGACAUGAAGAUGUGGGCAGCCCUUCUCCCUCUAAUGAAUAUGGCAGAAUGAGGAGAAGACAGUAAGCAACCUGUAUUCUGGAUUAACACUUAACAUUUCUGCAGUAUUUUAAUCCAGAGGAAGGAAUCACGCAAACCUCCAGAUGAUGUUAGAUUUCUACUCCGAGCAUUUAUCACCACUGGCUAUGCUGGCUAGGACUGCUGGGAGUUGCAGUCCAGAAACUUCUAGAGGGCUACUUGAUUCUCACCCCUCUUUUACUCAAAUGUAACAAAUUAGAUUGCUCCAGCAUAGGAGUGCAAUCCUAUUUCAACCUAGAGGAGUAAAGUUUUGCAAGCAUACUGGCUACUUAUAUACAGGUCUGGGAUGCAAAGAUGGCUGCCUGUUUGGUGGAGUGAGGGAGCUUUAUUACUGCCAUCCAAGGGCCAAUAUGUGGCCCUUUGGGGUAGGAAACUAUCUAACAGCUAUUGUGUUGCUUGGCAAAACUAUUUCACAAGGAGAUACUGGAUACCUCUACAUAAUAGUGGAAAAAUUAAUUAUACUUGUAUAGCCUCUGGUUACAUCUAUGGUUACACAAGAGUAAAGCCACAAGAGGAUUCUGAUCAGGGCUUUUCUAACUGCUGAUAUUCUACAUUCUUCUGAGCUGCACUUUACCAGUACAUGUGCAGAUAAGGCUUAAAUCCUCCUGUAUCCCGAGAAGCUUAUACCUGAAAGAAUUAAGUUGACUUCCUCAGAUGCAUUUGUAAAUGGAUUUUACAAAUCCAUUUGUAAGCUUCACUGGCUAUAAGCUUCUCUGGAAAGCUCUCCAUGGCCCAUUCCUUGCUUCACCAUUUCCAUUUCUUGAGCCAAGAGAUCUUCAGCUUUCUUUAGAUAUUUUGAAAUUUGAAAAUGCAUCUGGGGAAGUAGACUUUGAAAGCUCAUGUUGCCAAUUUCUUUCAGUUAGUCUCAAAGGUGCUACAAGAUCUCUCUACAUACUCAUUCUACAGACUAACAUGGCUAUAUCUUUGAAUUCUACCUGAAAGAGUUGUUAGACUGGUUGUCCUGAACCUCAAUACUGCCUUGCUGGCAAGGAACUAUAAAUAUAAUCUGCCCAAGUAGUUCUGCUUGUUAUCAAGUUAUUCUGCUUGAUGGGAAGCCUCACUGAAACAAAUGAUUAUUUCUGCUUGUAUAUUUUUCUGUCACUUAAUGGAAAAUAUGUAUGUAUUAUAGCAUAAACAGAGAUUAUUAUCUGUAGUUUAGUAUGUGUUCAGUUGUAAUAUUGUUUUUAAUUUUUUCUCUGUAUAUGUGUAUGCAUAUAUAUGUAUUCUAUUUAUACUGCAUUGUAUGAAUAUACAUCUCUCCAUAAAACACUGUGAUCACAGUUUAAAGAAUAUGCCUUUCAAUGAACUGUACUGUACAAAGGUAUUGCUAAACUGAUAGUGGUUAUAAAGUGGUCUCAUUUUUUACUUCUUAAACAUACACAGAAAAAAUGAAUAAGCAAUGUAACUUAUUUUGGACAAUAG